Molecule: messenger RNA, 1317 nt
Organism: Durotheca rogersii
Lineage: Eukaryota; Fungi; Ascomycota; Sordariomycetes; Xylariales; Xylariaceae
Product: DNA glycosylase
Exons: 1
Coding region: 1-1317 (438 amino acids)
Biological process (GO): base-excision repair; base-excision repair, AP site formation; nucleotide-excision repair
Cellular component (GO): nucleus
Molecular function (GO): oxidized pyrimidine nucleobase lesion DNA N-glycosylase activity; DNA-(apurinic or apyrimidinic site) endonuclease activity; DNA binding
Source: RefSeq, a predicted model, not a curated record
AUGCCGCCUCCUCGACCGGCCCCGUCGUCGCCGCCGCGCCGCAUCACGAGGGCCUCGCUCGCGCGCUUCAAGUACGGCGCCAGCGACGACGGCUCCAGCGCCAAAGAGAACUCGACGCCGCCCCCGCAUCCCUCCGCCUCCGCUGCUGCGACUACGACCGCGGCUACCCUCUGCGCGGACAUCGAAGAUGUCAUACCGAACGCGAGCGCGACGUCGCGGAAGCGAAAGCGGACCGCCCUGCUCGAAACAACAACGACGACGACGACAACCUCCCAGCCCCCGCGACGGCGCGCCGUCAAGACCGAGAUAAAGGCCGAGCUCGAGACGGACGACGCGGCAAGCGAAACAAAGGCGAAGCAGGCAGCGCUGCUAGCUUCCGAAGCACCCGCAACAGCAGCAGCAAGCGGCGGCGGUGGCAGCAAGAAGCGGCAGCGCAAGCCGGCGCGGAAGACGGUCGACGCGGCGACGGGCGAGACGCGGGUGGAGCCGCCGGCGGACUGGGAGACGGUGUACGCGCUGGUGAAGGCGAUGCGGGGGCCGGGGGGCGUGGCGGCGGACGCGCCGGUGGACACGAUGGGGUGCGAGCGGCUGGCGGAGGCGGGGGCGAGCGAGCGGGACCGGCGGUUCCAGACGCUGGUGGCGCUGAUGCUGUCGUCGCAGACGCGGGACGCGGUGAACGCGGGGGCGAUGCGGCGGCUGCAGGGGGAGCUGGAGGCGGCGCCGGGGGCGCCGCGGCGGGGGCUGACGCUGGCGAACGUGCUGGCGGCGCCGGCGGCGCGGAUCGACGAGCUGAUCCGCGCGGUCGGCUUCCACAACAACAAGGCGCGCUUCCUCAAGCGCGCGGCCGAGGCGCUGCGCGACGACUGGGCCGGCGACGUGCCCGACUCGCUGGCCGGCCUGCUCGCCCUCCCCGGCGUCGGCCCCAAGAUGGCCCACCUCUGCCUCUCCGCCGCCUGGGGCCGCACCGAGGGCGUCGGCGUCGACGUCCACGUCCACCGCCUCACCAACCUCUGGCGCUGGCACCCCCGCGGCCCCACCCCCGGCCCCGAGGCCACCCGCCGCGCCCUCGAGGCCUGGCUCCCCCGCGACCGCUGGCGCGAGAUCAACGCCCUCCUCGUCGGCUUCGGCCAGACCGUCUGCGCCCCCGUCGCGUCCGCCCGCCGCUGCGGCGACUGCGAGCUCGGCCUGCGCGGCCUGUGCCCCGCCGCGGACCGCAAGAAGGUCGCCGAGGGGCGGCGGCGCCGGGAGCGGGAGGCUGCCUGCGGCGACGGUGGUAGUAGCGGCGGCGCUGCUGUAAAGACCGAGGACGGGGAGUAG